CUGCGCUCCUGCGUCUGUUGUGAUUCGGAUGAAGACAGAUCCAUGUCACAAACUUAUAAAGAGUGAAAACAUGAAGAUUGAAGAAGUAUUCAGUCUGAAGCAUGAAGAGACUGAGGAACAAAUAAAGAUGGCGUUUAUUAAAGAGGAGAGUGAAGACAUGAAGAUUGAAGAAGUAUUCAGUCUGAAGCAUGAAGAGACUGAGGAACAAAUAAAGAUGGCGCUUAUUAAAGAGGAGACUGAAGACAUGAAGAUUGAUGGAACAUUCAGAGUCAAACAUGAAGAUACUGAGGAACAAACAGAUUUGAAAAGACACAUGGACAGAAGACCUUUAAGGAAUCACCACCGAAAGUGUGAAGAGAAAUUUGAAAAUACUCUGGCCAAAAAGGACCACUGCAAAGAGAGUCAUGGUGAUGAACCUUGGAGCCCCCCAUCAACACCACCACCAUCCAGAGAAGACGAGGAGCUCCGAGACGAGCUUCUGUCAUCCAGUGGGUCUGAUGCAGAUCCACUGGAUGAGGACUUCAAACCAUCUCCAUCGCCAUCAUCCAUUGAAGAUGAGUUGCUUGCACUAGAGUCCCAGUCAUCCUGCCACAAUACUCCAGAGAAGCACCAUAGUCAUGCAUCAUCCAGUGAAACUGACACCAGAGAAGCUGAGAAUCAGAAGGCCAAAGGUAAAGCCGUUCAAAAAGGUUCAAAGUCAAAAGGAAAAGGAGGGAUGUUUAAAGAUGAUAAAAAGAUAACCGUUAAAAGAAGCGGAACAAAGGAUGGUGCUAGAGUCUGGGACAAAGUCCAUUACUGUGUCGUCUGUGAAACGGCUCAACUGAAGAUAGCUAGACAUCUAGAAAGAAAACAUAUUAUGGAACGCGAUGUCGCCUAUGCUUUUAGUUUCCCAGUUGGCUCAAAACAAAGGAAGAUUCUGAUAGAAGGCCUUCGUAAUAAGGGUGACUGGAAACACAAUCGCAUGGUCUUCGAGGAAGGAAAUGGUGAGAUCGUAGUAUGGAAACGGCCCUCCGAGAAGGCAGACAUAGAGAGCUACCUACCAUGUCAACACUGUUAUGCAAUGUUCAAGAGGACUAAACUCUGGAGACAUCUGAAGUCAUGUAGAGAACAGAACGAGGAAAGAAAGAAUGGCAAAAGAGUACAAAAAUCUUCCUCGCAUCUACUUCCACGCAAAUCAGGCCAAGUACAAAAGAUCAUCCACUCUAUGAAACAAGAUCAUGUAAGCUCUCACAUCAGAAGUGAUGAGAUGAUUUGUGUGUAUGGAGAUGCAUUACUUGCAAAAAAGGGCCGUGUAGAAUCUCAGCACAGAUACAUUGGACAAAAGCUGAGAGAACUAGGACGCUUUAUGUUGGCUGCCAAGGAGAUUGAUGAGCGUGCCCAAACUCUUAAAGACAUUUGUGAUCCAGCGAAUUUUAAACUGGCAAUUGAAGCAGCCAGACACGUGUCAAACUAUGAUGUAAACAAAAACGAAUAUGGAAGGCCAUCGAAAGCUGUUAAAAUUGGGUUUUCACUCAAAGGGGCCACUGAAGCCUGGAUAGGCCACUGCUUGAUGGACUCUGAUGUCAUAACUGAGAAGGCCAAAAAGUUCAAGGAGUUGCUGGAGAGCUCAUGGUCCAUUCAUGUGUCGACUAAUGCUCAUAGCUCAUUGGAGCAACGGCGGUGGGGCAAAGAAGACACUUUGCCUCUGACGGAGGAUGUUAUCACUCUCCAGAACUACCUGAGGACCGUUGAGGAUGAGGCAAAGGCCGAGUUAACAGAGCGUGUGAGUACUACAGCAUACAGGAAGUUAAGUGAGAGCCUUCUUGCACAAAUAAUUCUGUUCAAUAAUAAGCGUGAAGGAGAAGCAUCACGCUUAACCCUUGAGACAUAUCUAAAAGCAGACACCGGUCCUGUUAAUAAGGACAUUUAUGAGACUCUGUCGCCUGUGGAAAAACAAAUGAGCCACAGACUGACACGUUUGGUGACUCACGAAAGGAGAAGCAGAAAGGUGCCCAUCCUUCUUCUUGAGCGCACAAAAGCUUCGCUUGACUUCCUGGUUGAAAAACGGAGGGAAGUUGGCAUACUUGAGGAGAACCCCUUUCUGUUUGCCAGGCUCAGCACAACAUCCAAUCUCCGUGGGUGGGACUGCCUCAGAAGAUCUGCAGAAGAGAGCAAGGCCAAAAACCCAGAACUGCUGAGAUCAACAAGGCUGAGGAAACGCGUUACUGCCAUAUGUCAGCUUCUCAACCUCAGCAAUCAGGAACUUGAGCAAGUUGCUCGUUUUAUGGGACAUGAUAUCGGAGUCCACUGCGAGUAUUAUCGACAGACCGAUAAAACAGUCCAAGUGGCCAAAAUCAGCAAACUUCUGUUUGCGAUGGAGCAUGGAGCAGAGUCACUAAAAGGGAAGAGUCUGCAAACACUGGACUCCGUUAUCAGUGGCAAAAGACACGCAGUCACCCCAACUAAAGAUCUGAAAGGUGUCAAGAAGAGAAGGACGUCAGAUGCAGGAAUUCAACAGGAAGAUCAUGAAGAUGGACGACAGCUGUCCACCACAAGCUCAUCAGCUCAAAGGAAAAAGAAGACCGUCACAACACAAAGACAAGAUGAUGACGACUCCGCAGGAUGGUCUCUUGAGAAGAGACCAUGUCAAACCUCAAGAACAAGACAAGCAGAUGAUGGUAAUGCUGAUGAGGAUGAUGGGAGUGAUAACAGCAGUCAAGGCAUUGAAGACACAGAUGGACUGGUGCACCAGGAGAUGGGGGAGGGACAAAUGGAGAGAACUGCAGAAAAACAUGAUGAUGAUGGACAGGAGCCACACUCAACUUCAGGAAGCUCGUCUGCUGAUAAACCAAAGAGGAUUACAGCAUCUAAACUGGAUGAUGAUGAUGAAGAUAGCGCUGACUCUGAGCAUGAUGAAAAGGAUCAAAAAGGGCGUGCUAAGAGGCUAAAGCAAUCCCCUAAGAAGAGCCAGAAGAAGACUGCAGUUAUAAGACAACGCAGUGAUGUUGAUGCUCCAGAAAGAGUCGUCAAGAACCGAAGUAAGAGACCCUGGAAUGACCAGGAGAGGACGGCAGUCAAACGACGCCUUGCCAAGUUAAUCUCCCUUAAAAUGGUUCCAGGAAAGCAGGACUGCCUGAUGUGCAUUGCCAAAGAGACUCCAGUCCUAAGUGCACGGACGUGGAAAGACGUGAAGUAUUUUGUAUACAAUGAAAUUGUUAAAGUUAAAAGAAAGCUUGCAUUAUAAAUGAACGGACUUUGAGUUUCCCCCCUCUGUUGUAUUUCCCGUGUCUUAAAGGGUGAAUUGUCUGUUAGUUUGUUCAUUUGUUAACACUCUAACAACUUAAUAAAUAAACCAGCAUUGAUUAUUA
Molecule: messenger RNA, 3347 nt
Organism: Carassius gibelio (silver crucian carp)
Lineage: Eukaryota; Metazoa; Chordata; Actinopteri; Cypriniformes; Cyprinidae
Exons: 10
Coding region: 29-3223 (1064 amino acids)
Source: RefSeq, a predicted model, not a curated record